AUGGGUGGGGGACAGCUUUGCGAUCAAAUUUGGUAUUGGGGGAAUGUUGACAAGUCUACAGUUUCUGAGGCGAUGCAGGACCAGCCCGAGGGGACAUUCAUGGUUCGUGAUGCAUCAUCUCCAGGAGAUUACACCCUUAGCGUCAGAUUCGGUGGCCACACGAAGUUAGUGCGGAUACACGUGCACAAGGGACGUUGUGGUUUCGCGCUAGAGUCGCUUACACACGAUUCUGUUGUGAGCCUUAUCGAAUUUUACAGAAAUCGUUCGCUUAGAUGCUAUAACGCACAGCUUGAUGUUUGUCUCCGGUACCCUUUGCCAAGAAGAAAGAAUUCCGUUCGCACACUAGAGACGCAUUUUGCUGCAACGUCUGUCCCGUCACCAAAGACAACUUUUUCUCCAGAUUGGGAACUUCGACUGGGGUUGGAACGCCUUCGUAUAUGUCAAACAGCGGUCGAUCGUGCUGCUCGUCUAUUCGAUGCCGUUCAUCAAGAAAAAAGGCUAGCAGAUGAUCUUCACUACGAAUUUACACAAGCGAUAUUGGAUUUGGAUAGGAAGGUGAGGGAGCUCGAAGAUGUUUUGAAUACACUUCAAGGCUGUGACGAAAUGACUGACCAAAGUGACUCGAAGCGGAGUCAAGCGUUCAAGGCGAAUUCUGAGAUAAUCGUGAACGCUAUAAAGCGUUUAAAAGAUGAGCAUGACCUCGUAAUGGAUCGUCGUAAGAAGGUCAACAAGAUUAUAGAGGAUCUUACACAGUCAGCGGCACAUGCGAAGGAACGUCUAGUUUCCUGUCACAAUAGUCGCAAUCAAUCGUACGCGGAACUGUUCAAAAAAGGUGUCCCAAAGAACCAGUUAGUAAGCACAAUCGAGAUUUCCACGAGUAUGCUGGAAAAAGAAUCGAUGCAGGCCAGCGAACUACUUGCUGAUAUACGACUACCAUGGGAACCAGAGCAGUACCUCGUGAACGACCCCUCGAAAGACGCCGCAGCAACGUUAAUUUUGCGCGCCAGAAGUCGAGUUAUUGAGAAGAUGGGCCGAAUCGUUGGUACAGAUGGAAUAUUCUUGAUUCGACCUUCAGCUUCACAGGCUAAUAAACUGGUGCUAAGCGUUCUUCAUGGUGAGAGGGUGUCGCACUGUCUCAUAGGACAAACUCCACAGGGAUGGGGAUUCGAAAAUGGCGGUGUUUACUUUGUAACGAUUGAUUGUCUCGUGCUUUGUGUGCAUCCGGAUGCGCAGAUCCUUUUUAGUGGAAGGAUAGAUGGAAUGAAGGUGUCAUUUGCUAGUUUGUGGGAUCGAGUGCGAUCCAGUGCUCAUCAACUGUUCGGAAAUCAUGAAACCCUCGUUGAGGAUCGAAGUGUUUCAGGAGAAGAAGCAGAUCGUGCUACUGAUUCAGCUUCGAGUCCUAGAUCGCUGAACACUGACUACACUGAGUUGAUGGGUGGUAGUGUACCUUGUCCAUCAUGCAAAGGUACCGGACGAAUCCCGAAAGAGAUGGAAGAGACAUUGGUUGCACUGAUUCCGUUCAAUGACGAUCGUUUGAAGCCGAAACGAACGUGGUUUUGGGUGCUUGUUGGAAUCGCGAUGUGCACACUCCUUGCAUCCGUUGCCAUUUUUAUGCUGGUACCGCGUGCAGUCGAUUUGUACAGUAACAGACCUGCUAUCAACAUUAUUCACAAUUAUGUUAACAUCUCGAAUUCCAAUUACUACAUCGUUCAAGUUGUUAACACUUCCGCUACUAUAAUAUCUAAAUUUCAACCGUGGUCAAGCGAAGUCAUCGGUUCGGGAUUGAAUGCUAGCACGAUAUCUGUAGCUCCUCUUAGCCAUGGGAAUAAUCAGCUCAUGUUCAACAACUCUGUAACUCUCACUGAUGUCGUCGCAGAAUAUUGUCAAGCGCCGUUCUCGCGACUCACAUCCCUUUACGUGAACAUGCAGUUUGAUAUUGUCGUUGCCCUUGUCUACUUCAAUCAUCGUGAGCAGGAUAGAUUAAUGACGGAUUCAUCUGAUGAUAUUGUUGUAGAACAUUUCGAUCCCAAUACCUUUACUCCGCUUCCUUUGGAGCAUAUUCGUCCGCCAUGGAACAAAUACCAUCCGUUGGAGUGUGAUGCGAAACAUUGGGAAAUAUUUGUGGAAGCACUGGAAUCAUUCGAUCAAGACACUAUUCUUGAGGGGAAAGAUGAUUUCAUAGUUACCAUCGAAACCUUGCUUCCUUAUCUUGCUGCAUGUUUUUCUAAGCAUACCGAUGGUGAUUCCAACGCAGAGAAGGAUAUUUGUUCGAGGGUAUUGAUUUGGUUAGAAGUCUGUCUUAGCAAAGAUGUACAAGCUUUCGAAGAGGUCAAAAAGCUGCGCGACAUUGCUUUUAACAUCUUGAAAGCGGUUGCAAACUCUUCGAGGGACUUCGGGCAAGGACUAAUUGAAUCAGGGUUGAUCGAACUUUUGGUUGAAGUAAUAGAAGAUCCAGGAUGCGCAGACGUACAAGUUUCGGCGCUUCAUUCGCUUUUUCAGCUGAUUUCUUCACCUACUAUUUGGCGUGAGACGAACAACCGUCUUUGCGAAGACAAUUUUGAGGACCCCCAUGGAACACUUUAUUCGAGAUUGGUCGCCGUGACAGUAGCAGAUAAUUCCUUCCCUUGUAAGAAGAUACUAAAGCUCAUAACACUUAUUGUGUCUUGGUCACGAUUCGUAACCUCUCUCACUCAGCUGGAGGUCAUCGCAAAAGACAUGUUUUCUAAAAUUUCGAACGCUUCAUGUUCGGGUAAUUUGCCGGUGGAUGACAUCACGGAGAAGUGGUACAAUUUGCAGAUCAGCUUGGAUCUUUUGCGGGAUUAUAUCAUUCAACUUGAUGACAGCAAAACCUGCGCGACCUUUGACGUUUAUGCUGUACUCCAUUCGAGCGGCCUACUUGACAUAUGUGUGAAGCUACUCAGCAUCAGACGAGUUGUUGACAAUUGGCCAGAUGCUCUACAUUUUAUAUGGUAUCUGCUUUGUGAUAGAUAUUACGGCACACUGUACAUCACGGAUUAUCCUGAACUGAGCUCUUUGUUUACAGCGCUGAAAAAACUCGCUGAGAACCAGCAAGUAACAGAAGCAUCAAUGGAUCCGGCUACCUUCAACGAGGGAGUCUGGGAAUUCGAUGAUAAGUUUCCGGAGGCUAAAGAAGUACAUUUGACUCUCGUCUACAGACUUUACGCGCUUCACCUACUUGACAGGAUGCGCGGCUGCUCGGCAACUUUGCGUCACUGCAUUGAUGACGAUCAGCGAUUAUCCGCAUUGAUCUCGCUAUGCGAGCUUUGCAACGAAGCGAACGGUCGAGCGCGACGAGAAGUGAUUUGGAUUUUGGCUCAAAAAUAUAUUCAUUACAUAUCGGAUGCGAUAGAACUUGUUCAUAAUAACCAUGAUGUGCGGUCGUCGACCUGCUUUACCCUAUCAGUGCAUCUUCUCGCCCUUGUUGUCGCAGAAGCCGAUGACCCAAAGUUUUGGAUUAAGCAGACGAAAACAUUCUCACAUUUAGUCGCAAAAGGAUGUAUCCUUCCUAGUGAUCAUCGGAGGCUCAGUGAAUAUUUGAGUCCGUUCUCCGAUCAGUCUAUUCAACAUAUUGGAGAUAGUCGUCCGGAUGUAAUUGCAGGACUUUUUGAGAAGAUAAGCGCAGUUAUGGUCCCCAAAAUUAAAUUGGAUCCAGCAGCCAUUACAUAUAUUCGAGCCAUUGAAGCGGCGCUAUUUCACACUGAUGAUAUCUCACGCCUUGAGAUGUAUCACACUAUGGGACGCGGAGGAAUUUUCGAGGGAAUUACGACUUGGCUUUUUGAGCUUGUACAGUAUCGUCAUGUUAUGUGGCAAAUGGGUGAACCUCUAUCCAGCGAGGAUUCGAAAACAUUCCUGACAUUUGCUUUACCCGUUCUACGGAUAUUUGCUGCCUAUUUUCGCACAUGUGGUGAUCUUGUUGGUCAAAUUAUUCGUAAGGGAAAAUCUCGACGAUUUAUGGAGAACGGUGACCACUUCGUUGAGUUGCGACCAAUGAACGAUAUUUUGUUGGAUUCACUUUUUUUAAUGUGGAGUACAACAGGCGGAGCAAACGGGCAGAACUAUACCGAAGAGUGUAAAACAAUCCGGUCAGCUGUCCUAAACGUGUUAACGCCAUCGCUUUUCAUUGAAAAACCACUUUCGCGGUUAAUACGACAUAUCCUUCUUCGAAGUUGUGCACGCCCACAUUUAUUUCCGGCUGCCCUCAGUCUUCUCACCGCUAUAGCUCCAUGGGCACCGCCGUUGUUUCUUUCCAAGACCGAUGUGAUAGUAUGGAAAGAUGUAGUCAUUGGUCAUCGUCAAAGGGUGAAACGAUUUGUAAAUGCUUUCAUUUCGUGCGAAAACAGAGGCGACAUUGCAGAGGUACUUCUGUCGCCAAAUGCUUACAUUUCCGAAAUGUCACUUGCGUUUGUUGAGCGAAUGUCGGCUUUAGAUUACCGUCUCACUCACGACCUCGUAAGAACCCUAAUGAAAUAUAUUGCGACGUCAAUCAAGUGUAAAACUCCUUUACACGUUAAAGACAAAACUACAACGGGCUCAUCGGUUGCCGAGGAUGAAGCAAAACAAAAUGAGGUUAUUGCCUCGAAUCAUGCAUCUAGUUUUAUGGUUCGAAUGAUUGAGGCGUUAGAACGUCUGUGUGGUAUCAACAAUUUUCGGAUAGUUCUUCACUAUUUUCUGAGUCAACCACGUCAUUUGCAUCUUCUUCUACCUAUACUAUGUCAAUUCGAAAGACCUACCCUCGAAAGUGGCAGACAGCAGCGGUUUCAAACUGCGGUUCUCGAUCUAAUAACUGGCAUAUGUACGCCAUCGUUCUGGAGAGGUGAACAGCCAGAUGCAAAAGGUGAUGGAAGUGAUUUCGUUGAAACCUAUGCCUUGAGCAACUGUGGAAGUCCUGAGGCUGAGGACGUCCCAUUAUUUGAAGAAGUGGAUGAGGUCGUUAGCGUGGAGGCUACGUCUCCAGAUGGUCAAAAGGAACCCGUUGAAGGCGAGAACGAGGAGCCGUUAGAGGUUCGCGAAGAGACUGAAGAUAAUCAACUACUUUCGAAUUGCUUGGAAGCGAUUAUGCUUGCGCUGUGUCGAAUGCUGAAUGACGCUGGCCAAAAGAUUAGCAUAGUUCAGCAAGCUCUUGUGAUGUUAAAGGAUGCUAUUUCGAGCAUUGAACAGGAAGAAAACUCAUUGUUUCUGAAUAUUAUGCGUAUCUGCAUGAUGCGCGUAGGCUUACGUCCUCUGUUCGAGCGUCUCAGCCAGUCCUUUGAGAGCGAAGAUAUAAUGACUUGUUUGUCUGGCAUCACCGUUGUUCUUGACAAAGUUGCAGGGGAUAAAGCAGCAAUACUACAGAAAAUCCUUGGAUUUUCACCGUCAGAGCAUCCUCUGACUUCAAUUAUUUCUCAUGUUAACAGCAAAGAUGGAAAUGAUGAGACCGUUAAAUGUGUGCAGCAGAUACUGGACAAAUUUUUCCAAUCGCUGAAUGACGGUUCAUUAGGUGAAGAUUCAGUUGAAUGGGAAGAUUUGACAGCGCCAAUGGUUUAUGGGAAAAUUACAGAUGUUGUUAAACUCUAUAGCAAACCGUUAGUGCAGGUGUUGGAUAGCGUGCAAAAAGUACAUGAAAAGACAAGAGCAGUGUCAAGGAUACUGGUUCAUCAAAAGAGCACUCCUGGGACUCGGAUGGGUAGUGAAGUAGCAAAAGUGAUCGAAGAUAGCAAAGGAAAAGAAAAGGCUGUUCUGAAGAUACUCAAGUCCAAAAUGGAUCUUGUGGACGACGAUCCUCAAAAUCCACGCAAAAAACCGCGUAUCUCGUGA
Messenger RNA from Necator americanus (New World hookworm), 5814 nucleotides. RefSeq lists its product as uncharacterized. Bases 1 to 5814 code for a protein of 1937 amino acids. Gene Ontology annotation, molecular function: 1-phosphatidylinositol-3-kinase regulator activity. Gene Ontology annotation, cellular component: phosphatidylinositol 3-kinase complex. The record is from RefSeq and is a predicted model, not a curated record. Gene Ontology annotation, biological process: phosphatidylinositol phosphate biosynthetic process; insulin receptor signaling pathway. NCBI's taxonomy places the organism in Eukaryota, Metazoa, Nematoda, Chromadorea, Rhabditida, Ancylostomatidae. The transcript has 52 exons.